Podarcis raffonei (Aeolian wall lizard) is the source of this 2293-nucleotide messenger RNA. RefSeq names its product YY1 transcription factor (gene YY1). Gene Ontology annotation, cellular component: transcription regulator complex; PcG protein complex. The coding region runs from base 95 to 1393 and encodes 432 amino acids. Lineage: Eukaryota; Metazoa; Chordata; Lepidosauria; Squamata; Lacertidae. The transcript has 5 exons. Gene Ontology annotation, biological process: regulation of transcription by RNA polymerase II. Gene Ontology annotation, molecular function: RNA polymerase II cis-regulatory region sequence-specific DNA binding; DNA-binding transcription factor activity, RNA polymerase II-specific. The record is from RefSeq and is a predicted model, not a curated record.
AGCGAGAGGAGCCUGAGCCCCGCCGGCGUCGGGCGGACGAGCGGAGCCGAGGCCCGUCGCUAGGCUCGGGGCCGCCGCCGCUGCGCCCGCCGCCAUGGCCUCGGGAGACACCUUGUACAUCGCCACGGACGGCUCGGAGAUGCCGGCCGAGAUCGUGGAGCUGCACGAGAUCGAGGUGGAGACCAUCCCGGUGGAGACCAUCGAGACCACCGUGGUGGGCGGCGAGGAGGAGGAGGAGGAGGACGACGACGACGAGUGCUGCGAGGACUGCGGCCCUCACCACCCGCCCCACCGCCGGCACCACCACCACCACCACCACCACCCGCCCAUGAUCGCCCUGCAGCCGCUCGUCACCGACGGCGACCCCAGCGGAGGCGGCGUGGGCGCCGGGGGCGGCCAGCUCCACCUGCACCACCACCCGCACCACCAGGAGGUGAUCCUGGUGCAGACCCGCGAGGAGGUGGUCGGCGGAGACGACUCGGACGGCUUGCGGGCAGACGACGGCUUCGAGGACCAGAUCCUCAUCCCCGUGCCGGCCCCGGCCGGAGAGGACGAGUACAUCGAGCAGACUCUGGUCACCGUCGCGGCCGCCGGGAGCAAGGGCGGCUCGGGAGGGGGAGGCUCCUCUUCGGGCGGCGGCCGGGUGAAGAAAGGUGGCGGCGGCGGCAGCAGCGGGAAGAAGAGCAGCAAGAAGAGUUACCUGGCCGGGGGAGGAGGCGGUGGUGGCGGCGCGGCCGAAGGGGGCGGCGGCGGCAGGAAAUGGGAGCAGAAGCAGGUGCAGAUCAAGACCCUGGAGGGGGAGUUCUCGGUCACCAUGUGGGCUUCGGAUGACAAAAAAGACAUUGACCAUGAGACUGUGGUGGAAGAGCAGAUCAUUGGUGAGAACUCCCCUCCAGACUACUCUGAAUACAUGACAGGAAAGAAGCUACCACCUGGAGGAAUACCUGGCAUCGAUCUUUCAGACCCUAAACAGCUGGCUGAAUUUGCAAGAAUGAAGCCAAGAAAAAUCAAAGAAGAUGAUGCUCCAAGAACGAUAGCCUGUCCUCAUAAAGGCUGCACAAAGAUGUUCAGGGACAACUCUGCCAUGCGGAAGCACCUGCACACUCACGGGCCUCGAGUACACGUCUGUGCGGAAUGCGGCAAGGCCUUUGUGGAGAGCUCAAAACUAAAGCGGCACCAGCUAGUUCAUACAGGAGAGAAGCCCUUUCAGUGCACGUUCGAAGGUUGUGGCAAACGCUUUUCACUGGACUUCAAUUUGCGCACACAUGUGCGAAUUCAUACUGGAGACAGGCCCUAUGUGUGCCCUUUUGAUGGCUGUAAUAAGAAGUUCGCUCAGUCAACUAACCUGAAAUCUCACAUCUUAACACAUGCUAAGGCCAAAAACAACCAGUGAAACUCUGCAAGAAGAAAGCUCUUGGACUCAAAGCAUAUUACUUUACAGGAGAAUGGUUGAAAAUGAAUAAGCCUCCCCUUUGUAUAUUGUUUCUAGGAAAGAAUUUAAAAAAACAAACAAAAAAAGAACCCUACACGCCUAAAGGACUUGUUUUUGAUAAAGUGGCAAAAUAAACUAAGGGUGCAAUGCUCAAUUUUGCUCUAUAAUUUGGGUUUCGAGAGUACGGUGUUUUUGUAAAGCGUGGCCCCACCUGGAGGAGGCAAGACAGUUCAUGGACUUGCAUCAAAGACAGUUCUUUCUACAACAGUGCUAAAAUUGGACUUUUCACAUUGUUAUAAAUAUGGAGCUCACCUGUUGCUUACAAUUUUUUAAUUUUGUAUUUUCCAAGUGUGCAUAUUGUACACUUUUUGGGGAUAUGCUUAGUAAUGCUAUGUGUGAUUUUUUUCUGGAGGUUGAUAACUUUGCUUGCAGUAGAUUUUCUUUAAAAGAAUGGGCAGUUACAUGCAUACUUCAAAAGUAUUUUCCUGUAAAGAGAAAAAAAGUUAUAUAGGUUUUGUUUGCUAUCUUAAUUUUUUUGGUUGUAUUCUUUGAUGUUAACACAUUUUGUAUAAUUGUAUCGUAUAGCUGUAAUGAAAUCAUGUAGUAACAAAUAUUAGAUGUGAUUUAAUAGUGUUAAUCAACUUAAACCCAUUUUAGUCACUUUUUUGGGAAAAAUACUGCCAGAUGCUGAUGUUCCGUGUACUUUCUCUUUGCCUGUUCAGUUAAGGAAAGUGGUGCUCAGUUGUAGAAUGUAUUGUACAGGCACUGACCUUUUAACAACACCUGAUAUGUACAUCCCGUGUAAUAGAGUGGGCAAAAAAUAAAACAGUGGUCCUGAAGAAAGAAUAUGGCAGAAAACAA